This is a messenger RNA of Acanthocheilonema viteae, 2325 nucleotides long. NCBI's taxonomy places the organism in Eukaryota, Metazoa, Nematoda, Chromadorea, Rhabditida, Onchocercidae. The record is from the annotation of a GenBank genome assembly.
AUGAGUACACCAGAUGAUCCGGUAAUUCAUAGUCCGGGAUCGAUGCGUAACGGUCCAACAACAACACCGACGGCAGCAGCAAUCAUAUCAAAUUCCGGUGCAGAAAUUUUAUCGGGUGAAGGUGCAGUAACGACAGGUACGGGUACAAGUACUGGUGGUACUUUAGUUGAUGGAGCAGGAGCAACAGUAACAGCGGCUAAUACAGCAGCAGUGCGGUGUAACGGUGGUUCCGGUAUUACAGUAACGGUAGCUCCGGGUUCAUUGCCGGCAGUUGAUGCAGGCAAUCUUUUGCGAUUAUUGAAGGGAGGACUGUCCGGUGUGGGUUUGAAUAUGAUGGAUGAAUUAACAAUGAAUUCCGGUGCUGUACGUCAAAGUGCUUCAUCUAGUGGGUGCUGUUCGCCGAAUAUAGAAGCUGGCGCUGAUGAAGCUCGACGUCGUCAAAAAACGUGUCGUGUAUGUGGUGACCAUGCAACGGGUUAUAAUUUUAAUGUUAUUACAUGCGAAUCGUGUAAAGCUUUCUUCAGAAGGAAUGCCCUAAGACCUAAGGAAUUUAAAUGUCCUUAUUCGGAUGACUGUGAUAUCAAUUCGGUGGGUAUGAAAAAAGAAUGGAUUUUAAAUGAGGAACAAUUAAGAAGGCGGAAAAAUUCACGUUUGAAUCAUAUGCAACAACAGCAAAAUCGUAAUACAAAUGCUAAUAAUAGUGGUACAACCAAUGCAACAGCAACCAUUACAAAUACAUCCAAAAAAUUAUCAACGCCAAUGAAUAUUACUACCUCGAAUCAACUAAGCAAUACUACUUCAUCUUCGAGUACACCACCAAAUAUGUUCAGUGCAGCUCAGAUAAUCCAUCGCAGGGAGUCAGAUUCGACGCUUGUCAGUCCAUCCGUUGUUCAUACGAUGCUAAGUCCUACUAAUUCGACUGUUUCACCCUCAGUGCUAUCCUCCUCAUCACCUGAUUCCCCAACACAUAGUGCUCUCAUCGGUCUACCUCAGCUCGAUACCAGUAGCGAUGCCUACGAAUCAAAUUUGAUGCGCUUACAGCGACAACAAGCAGCUGUAGUUGCGGGUGCAGCCUAUGCAAAUUUACGACGGAAUGGAUGUGGUUCGGGAAUGUUACCACCGAAUUCAGCAUUAUCUUCAUUGGCCCGGGCCAGCGAUUCUUUCUCACCAAAAGGUACAGGUCCAGAACCACAUGUAACGAUGUCAAUGGAAGAAUACCAAGCAUUGGUAAAGGCAGCUAAGGCAGGUGGUGCAUUAGUACCUCCAGUUCCAUCAUCGAGCUCAGAUCCAUGUUCCAGCAUGUUGGAUAAUAUCAAACGAAAUGUUUAUUCACCAGUUGAGCAGGAUACAGCAAUGAACAUUGGAAACAACCAUGGUAUCAUACGACCAUCACUGAUUCAAUGCACUCCCAUCACAGAUUACACGGAACUGAGCGCUGCAGCAGCUAAUUUACCAAGUGCAACAUAUAAGUUAACGCCGGAUGCGGAAAAAAAAGUAAAGUAUAUGCACGAUACGAUACACGAUGAGCUGAAUACUGAUUCAUCAAAAUUGUGCACUGAACGUGAAACUUUAAAAGCUCGUGACUCUCGACUUAAUUAUCAACUUAAUUCAGCCGAACUUCGCGCACUGGAUAUCGUUCGAGAUGCAUUUGCAUGCAUGAAUGAGCCAAUCGAAGAUUCGCGGAAGGCAGCAUAUUUGAAGAAAGUUACUCAUGACCCCACCGAUAUCCUUAAUAUCAUUGACAUCACAAUGCGAAGAUUGGUUAAAAUGGCAAAAAAACUACCGGCAUUCAACGAUUUAUCGCAAGAUGGAAAGUUUGCACUUUUGAAAGGAGGAAUGGUAGAAAUGUUGACGAUGCGUGGUGUGACACGUUUUGAUAUGGAUCAAAAAUGUUGGCGGACACCAGUCGUUUCAGAUGACAGUAAAAUAUCAUUAGAAAUGUUUGACCAGUUGAAGGAGGGACUUCGCGAUCGCCAAAAAGAAGGAUUUUUGAAAUUUUGUGAAUCGUUGCAUCCCGAUCUUAGAAACAAUGAGCUUGCUAUUGAUUUAAUUGUUCUCAUUUUGUUGUUUGAUUCAAAUCGCGAUGCGCUUCUCGAUCCAGCUGAUCGUAUUACCGUUGUCCGGCAUUGUCAAGAGUAUCAGGCUCUUUUGCAUCGUUAUAUGGAAUCGAUGUAUGGUCAUGAAGCGCGGGCACGUUACGAACGUCUUCCGGAAUCGUUGAGGAUCUUACGAACAAUUAGUCAGAAUGCAAUUACCGUGUUCCUGGGACGUGUUGAUCCCAAUCAGUCCGAAGCACUUCCGAAAGAAUUCUUCAAAACUACUUAG